GCCAAACCCUAGGGCAAUUUUUCACCGACUCGGCAAACCCUCGACUAAAUUCUUUUGAGAGUUACGAGCCAUCGCGACAAACGGACGGGUCACGGUCGAGGAAGACUUUUACUAACGCAACUCUCGCAAAUCACAUCAGACUCUCAAGAUGUCGUCGGGAAAAGUCAAGGCUGCCCAGCUCUGGGGCAAGAACAAGGAGGAGUUGGCCAAGCAGCUCUCUGAGCUCAAGGCUGAACUCGGCCAGCUCCGCAUCCAGAAGGUUGCCUCCUCCGGCUCCAAGCUGAACAAGAUCCACGACCUGCGAAAGUCCAUCGCUCGUGUCUUGACCGUCACCAACGCCACUCAGCGCAACCAGCUCCGCCUCUUCUACAAGAAGUCCAAGUACCUGCCUCUUGACCUCCGCCCCAAGCAGACCCGUGCCAUCCGCCGCCGAUUAUCACCUGAGGACAAGGCCCGUGUUCUGGAGAAGACCAAGAAGCGCAACACUCACUUCCCCCAGCGCAAGUUCGCCAUCAAGGUACGACAGUCUUGAGAGUUGUCUGGAGCACAUGGACAUGUCUCCUCUACGGACAGGGGAACCAUGGGAGGAUUAUCGAGAAACCUUUGCUAACUUACACCGUCACAGGCCUAAAUGUUUUAAUUUUGCUUUGGAUUGCG
Messenger RNA from Trichoderma harzianum CBS 226.95, 657 nucleotides. RefSeq lists its product as hypothetical. Gene Ontology annotation, cellular component: cytosolic large ribosomal subunit; ribosome. The transcript is spliced from 3 exons. The coding region runs from base 149 to 532 and encodes 127 amino acids. The record is from RefSeq and is a predicted model, not a curated record. Gene Ontology annotation, biological process: translation; maturation of LSU-rRNA from tricistronic rRNA transcript (SSU-rRNA, 5.8S rRNA, LSU-rRNA). NCBI's taxonomy places the organism in Eukaryota, Fungi, Ascomycota, Sordariomycetes, Hypocreales, Hypocreaceae. Gene Ontology annotation, molecular function: mRNA binding; structural constituent of ribosome.